Eruca vesicaria subsp. sativa (arugula) is the source of this 1512-nucleotide messenger RNA. NCBI's taxonomy places the organism in Eukaryota, Viridiplantae, Streptophyta, Magnoliopsida, Brassicales, Brassicaceae. The record is from the annotation of a GenBank genome assembly.
ACUAUUAUGGCAGUGCCCUUCAUCUUCUUCCUCUUUCUCUUCCUUCUAAUCUUCAGAUUCAUUUACACUAAUCUAUGGAUCCCAUGGAGACUCCAAUCUCAUUUCAACAACCUCCACUUAACAGGCCCUCCUUACCGUUUAUUCACCGGAAACUCCAAAGAAGUUACCCGUUUAACCGCAGAAGCGAAGUCAAAGCCGAUACCUUCCGGAAACAACCCUCAUGAGUUCGUCCACCGUGUAGCUCCUCACUACCACAAAUGGUCACGUGCCUACGGAAAAACUUUCCUCUACUGGUUCGGGACUAAACCAGUGGUUGCCACGUCGGAUCCGAGACUAAUCCGAGAAGCUUUGAAGAGCAAGUCGUUUGAUCGUAUCGGACACAACCCUUUGUCUAAGCUUCUUUAUGCUCAGGGUCUCCCUGGUCUUCGUGGUGAUCAAUGGGCUUUCCAUAGACGAAUCGCUCUUCAAGCUUUCACCAUGGACAAAGUCAAGAGGUGGGUGCCUCAAAUGGUUGCAAGUACUAUGAUGUUUGUGGAGAAAUGGGAAGAGAUGAGAAAUGGAGAAGAGGAGAUUGAGUUAGAUGUACACAAAGAGAUACACAGUUUGUCUGCAGAUAUGUUAUCAAGAACAGCUUUUGGUAACAACGUGGAAGAAGGGAAACGAAUCUUUGCGUUACAAGAGCGUAUGAUGCGUCUCUUCUAUCUAGUUAGAUGGAGCGUUUACAUCCCUGGUUUUAGAUUCUUGCCUUCGAAGACUAAUAGAGAGAUAUGGAGGAUUGAGAAACAAAUCCGUGGUUCUAUCCUGAGACUUAUUGAGAAAAACAAAGCAAGAGACGAGGAGAUAGCUGGAAGUCUGCUUCAGGCUUUUAUCUAUUCGAAUCAGAAUGGUGAAGAAGAGAAGCUUGGGAUUGAAGAAGUUAUAGAUGAAUGCAAGACUUUUUACUUUGUAGCUAAAGAAACAACUGGUGAUCUUAUGACUUGGGUUUUGGUUCUCUUAGCUAUGCAUCAAGAGUGGCAAAACAUUGCUCGGGAAGAAGUUAUACGCGUCCUUGGACCAACCGGUUUACCCACUCCAGAUAUCUUACAAGACCUCAAGACAUUAGGUAUGAUAAUCAAUGAGACACUCAGGCUUUACCCUCCAGCGAUGACACUAAACCGUGACACAUUGAGAAAAGCUAAGCUUGGAAGCCUUGAGAUUCCUGAAGGAACUCAACUCUAUUUAUCGGUUGUCACGAUGCAACACGACAGAGAGACAUGGGGAGAAGAUGCAGAGGAGUUUAACCCGCGUAGGUUUGAAGAUACUAAGAAAGAAUCAGCUCUGCUUGUGCCGUUUGGGUUAGGGGCUAGGACUUGUGUGGGUCAGAAUCUAGCAGUGGUUGAGGCCAAAACAGUUCUUGCUACGAUCUUGAGGCAUUACUGUUUCAGGUUGUCUCCAAGUUAUGUUCAUGCUCCUGUUUUGUUUGUCACCUUGCAGCCUCAAAAGGGUGCUCAUCUUCUCUUUAGUAGGAUUUAA